This is a messenger RNA of Eimeria mitis, 1593 nucleotides long. Its product is annotated as RNA methyltransferase, TrmA family, putative. The coding region runs from base 1 to 1593 and encodes 530 amino acids. The transcript has 13 exons. Gene Ontology annotation, biological process: RNA processing. The record is from RefSeq and is a predicted model, not a curated record. Gene Ontology annotation, molecular function: RNA methyltransferase activity. Lineage: Eukaryota; Apicomplexa; Conoidasida; Eucoccidiorida; Eimeriidae.
AUGGGCCCAUUAAACGUCGUCCACACAGCAGAAGAAGGCGACAUCCUGCGAGGUGGGGACCCUUACGUGGACAGGGGAAGGUCUCUUGCGGCUGCUGCUGCAGCGCUGGGGCCUCCAACUCCGGGCCAGCGAGCAUCUCCGUGUCCGCAUUUCCUUGAAGGCUGCGGCGGCUGCCAGUUUCUACACUUGGACUCCCUGCAUCAGCGUACAGCCAAGCAACAGCUGGUGCAGCAGCUUCUGCAGGAGCUGCAGUGCCAGCAGCAACUACAUCAGCAGCAGCAUUCCCAGCAGCAGCGCGCCCACUGGGAGCCUCCUACAGUCACACCGCUCGUCCCAGCCUCUUCGGACAGGCAGUUUGCUGCCAGGGCGGACAUGCUGCUGCAGCUGGUCGAGGGAAGACCCCGAUUAGGCCUUCCAGCCUUUGAUGGGAGCAGCAGCAUUGUUAGUGUUCAGGACUGCAUUCGCCUGAGAGGCCCUUUACGCGAGGUGUACACAUGCGUGAGGGAGGUGCUUUUGCCCCUUUUAGAAAGUCGGCGACUGCGGAUACUGGACCACCGGUGCGGUGCGGGGACGCUGAGUGGCCUCACACUCAGACUAGCAGGGGACUGCCCAGGAGGCGACGGCAAGGUGCUUUUGCGGCUAAAGGGGCACCUGGAAAGUAACGUGCGCCCUCGCCUCGUGCACCUGGCAGAGACACUCAGUGAACGCUGUCCAGCACUCAAAGCUGUCACAUUCUACGAUGUCAGCAGACCGCAUUCCCCGGAUGAGAUCCUCUUUGGAGCAGAUGCGCUUGUCGUCUCUGUGUUUGGCCGACGAUUUCGGAUCACUGGCGGAACCCGCGAGACAGUUUUUGGCCGUGGGGAUUCGCUGCAACAAAUUUGGCCAGCGGUGGAGGAGGCCGCAGGAGGGGCGACGGGGCGCCUGUGGGGUGCCUUGGGUUCUGGGGGUUUCUUUGAAAUUUUGCUCUCUUUCCGCUUUAAAGAGGUGGUAGUGUUCGCCUCUGGGGCCCGCGACGCGGAGGAAACCCAAAGGAACAUGUCUCUUAAUGAGCUAUAUAGGGGGGAGGUUGUGCAGUGCACAAACAGCAGCUGCGUCGCUGGUGCUUUUGCCGCCCGCGCUGGCUUUUACGGACCUUUACGGUUGCUGCAACGCUCGCCCCAGUUGCAGCAAGGUAACGCAGCGGAGAGAAACAAGCAACGGCUUCGAAAGGAAGAAAUGGCCGAUGAGGUAGAGGCAACAGAUGACAGCGCAGAUGCUGCUUCAGCAGCAGCCCCAACGGCAACAGGGGCGGGAGAGUUUGGCACCAUCGUGGCGGGGGCCCCUCAUUUUCCUGACGUGCUGCUGCUAUCGCCUUCCCGUGGUGGCCUACCCAAGGCAAGCAAACCCACGGGGCGCUCUGCUGGGCUUAGCCUUUGCUUGAGAGAGAAGACCUUGACGCAAACCUGCAGCACUGGGACUGCUGCUGUUGUUCUUAUUAUUGUUAUUUUUGUUGUCGCCCUCGUUCCCUCCCUUAUUCGUGCUGCUGUAGGUGGCAGCACCACCGUGGCAGCUGCGCAAGGAGGCCUGCUUGCAGUGUCUGUGCGGUGCAAUUGA